This is a messenger RNA of Hypoxylon trugodes, 1311 nucleotides long. Its product is annotated as ribosomal protein S15 precursor-like protein. Lineage: Eukaryota; Fungi; Ascomycota; Sordariomycetes; Xylariales; Hypoxylaceae. Gene Ontology annotation, cellular component: ribosome. The coding region runs from base 53 to 1006 and encodes 317 amino acids. Gene Ontology annotation, biological process: translation. Gene Ontology annotation, molecular function: structural constituent of ribosome. The transcript has 2 exons. The record is from RefSeq and is a predicted model, not a curated record.
GCUAAAAGUUCAAUUCGAUUUCUAGUGAUUCAAUAUCCCAAGACACGCCACGAUGUCGCCCCGAAUACCAGGCGUGCAGCGCCUAGGCACUUUUUCAUUAUGCCUACGGCCGACCGUAAAACCAUCCACUCCGUCUCUCCUCCCCGUCACCCAAACUGCGUCCUUGUCGCAAAAAGAGAAGAGGCGGAUUAUGAAGCAAGAACCUUACCGGUGGGCACAGAUGCAGCAACGUAAGGCCGCCCACUUGAAACGACGAGAAUCGAUCGAGGCUUUGACGAAUAGCCAGUUUGGUGACCCUAUCCGUGGUAUCCCUACGCCCUUCGUCGAAUCUUUCGACUCAGCUGGACAGGCACCUCUGUCCAAGCCAGCCCUUGACGACGAUGGCAACCCGAUCGAGGAACCUCGCGAGUUGCCCACCUCACCCUAUGUUUUAAACAACCUAAUUCACAAGAAAGAGCUCGAGUCCGCUAUCGGGAACGCAUACGUCCUGACAAAACCUAUGGAAUCAGAUCUCUCACCUGCUGGCUCCCCAGAAUAUGAGAAAAAGGUUGAACUUCAUAAGCAAUACCAUGCCAAGGCCGUCGAGGCGUUGGAACGCAUCACAAGUUUAGAAAAUGGUUCCGCGAAGGAUAGAUUGCACGCCAAUAUCCGAAGGUGUAUAGAGACUUUUGGUCGACACGAGACUGACCUUAUUUUAAAGCCAAAGGCUCUAUCUCGAGGUCAACAGAAGGAAGAGCGGCCAGUACGAGGAGGUCCGGAUACUGGAAGUAGCGAGGUGCAGAUUGCUAUCCUGACAACUAAGAUCAAUGCUUUGGCCGACGCGUUGGGGAAGAAUAGAGGGCAUAAGGAUAAAGUGGGCAAGCGAGACUUGAGAUUGAUGCUCCACCGACGACAAAAGCUUAUGCGAUAUAUGGACAGGAAGGAGAAGGGAAGUGAUAGGUGGAAGCAUAUGAUCGAGACUCUGGGAUUGAGUCCAGCCACCUGGAAAGAGCAGAUUACCACGUAAAAACCUUUGGAAAUCCUAGGCUAACGUAUGGGUUGAACAUGCUGUUUGGAGUGUAUCAUAUAGGUGACCUAGAUGCAUACUUUGUAAUACUUAUGUGCUUAUGUACAGUACAACAAACACCAGCACCAGUACCGGCGGCCAUCGAGACAAGAGUGCUCUAACUAAUUGUCUGCUUGUCCAUCAGCCUAGUCUAGCGCCUUUGUUACAAAUUUUUUAAAAAAAAAAACUCCCAUGACAAUCACAAAACUUGAAAUGCUAUUUCCCUGGUAUCCCAUCCAUUAGUUCUACAGAGUUUCGAGGAGACA